AGGCCUGUGGUUGGGCGUUGCAGGAGUUGGUGCCUCACUCUGAAGGUUCCCCGGCUUCCGGACGGCUGACUGGGGUCGUGUCGGGACCUCUGCUCAGGCCCAGCCAGGUAACCAUCCCUUGGUCUGAAUGGGGAAUGAAAUCUUCUGAAAUCUCAGAACAGAACGCUUUUUCUUCACCAUGGAGGACAAGAGACAGCGAGCCCGAGUGCAGGGAGGCUGGGCUACACCUACCAAGAGCCAGUCUGCUGCUCAGCCAGCUACUCCUGCUAGGAGCCGUCUUUCCCAGACCGCGGGGCCAGCCUGGAGGAGCAAGGAACAGCAGCAAUGUGACCGACAAUUUGUGUUCAAAGAACCUCAGCUGGUUGUCCGUGCAGCCCCAGAACCCAAAGUGAUUGACAGGGAGGGUGUGUAUGAAAUCAGCCUGUCACCUACUGGUGUGUCUAGGGUGUGCUUAUAUCCUGGCUUUGUGGACUUGAAGGAAGCUAACUGGAUCUUGGAGCAGCUUUGUAAGGAUGUCCCCUGGAAACAGAGGAUGGGCAUCAGAGAGGAUGUAACUUAUCCGCAACCAAGACUUACAGCAUGGUAUGGAGAGCUUCCUUACACUUACUCAAGAAUCACUAUGGAACCAAAUCCUCACUGGCUUCCUGUGCUGUGGACUCUGAAGGGCCGCAUUGAAGAGAACACCAGCCACACCUUCAACUCCUUGCUGUGUAAUCUUUACCGGGAUGAGAAGGACAGCGUGGACUGGCACAGCGACGAUGAACCAUCCCUGGGGAGCUGCCCCAUCAUUGCUUCCCUCAGUUUUGGUGCCACUCGGACUUUUGAGAUGAGGAAGAAGCCCCCACCUGAAGAAAAUGGAGACUAUACAUAUGUGGAGAGAGUGAAGAUACCAUUGGAUCACGGGACCUUGCUAAUCAUGGAAGGAGCCACACAAGCCGACUGGCAGCACCGAGUGCCCAAGGAAUACCACUCCAGACAACCGAGAAUAAACUUAACCUUUCGGACCGUUUAUCCAGACCCAAGAGGAGCCCCCCGGUGACACUUCUACAGAGUUACCACUGAGGGGAGGGCUAUGCACCUAACAGCCCCUCCCCAUCUCCCGCAAGCACUUCCAGAAGCUGCUCCAUGCACUUCGGUGAUGUGGCUGUUCGGAAAUCGUGGUGUUUGCUUCUCAGGUUCUUUCUACUCCUUCUGAAUGAGAGCUGCCAGCACUUCACCUUGUCAACAUGUCUACUACAGGAACACUUACUUUGAGACAAAUCUCUAAAUCAAGGGUUAUCAUUAAGCAAAUUAAAAACUGCUCUGGCUGUGCUCACAGAUGAUUUGGUCCAAAAGCUUUUUGCCUCCUGCCCUGCCCCCUUUAAUUUGAAGAAAUACAAAUGGCCUUGUGCCUCUGGGGAAGAUCUGAA
Messenger RNA from Mus caroli (Ryukyu mouse), 1409 nucleotides. It is a transcript of the gene Alkbh3, whose product is annotated as alkB homolog 3, alpha-ketoglutarate dependent dioxygenase. Gene Ontology annotation, molecular function: dioxygenase activity. Gene Ontology annotation, cellular component: mitochondrion; nucleoplasm. Gene Ontology annotation, biological process: DNA alkylation repair. The record is from RefSeq and is a predicted model, not a curated record. NCBI's taxonomy places the organism in Eukaryota, Metazoa, Chordata, Mammalia, Rodentia, Muridae.